This is a messenger RNA of Thyridium curvatum, 951 nucleotides long. RefSeq lists its product as uncharacterized. Bases 1 to 951 code for a protein of 316 amino acids. The transcript has a single exon. Lineage: Eukaryota; Fungi; Ascomycota; Sordariomycetes; Thyridiales; Thyridiaceae. The record is from RefSeq and is a predicted model, not a curated record.
AUGAUCUACACUGCUGCCGCCCUCGCCUCCCUAGCAGCCCUCGCCCAAGGUCUCGUCAUCCGGGAUGGCUGCACCUUUCACCUAGAUGUGGACGGCACCCCUGUUGGUCAGGUAGAAGGCGGCCAGGCCAAAUUUGGCAACGGCCUCAAGGCCACCAACUUUGUCAUCAACGGCGAUGUUCUCAGUGACGGCACCGGACGCGGCUGCUGGUGGACGCCUCCCACCAAGGUCCUCCAGUGUGACGCGGGACAGGCGCCUACCAGUGGUUUCGGCAUCGCUUGCGACGGCACCUUUUCUUACAAGGGCCAGACUCAGUUUUUCAAGUGCGAGUCUGGCGAUGGCUUGUGGAACAUCUACCUAGAGGAUGGCCACGGCCAGAACUGCGGCCCCAUCUCCCUCCGGUCCGAUGGCUGCCAUGCCGACUGCGCUCCUCCCCCGCCCCCGCCCCCGCCGGCGCCCAAGUGCCCCGUUGAGCUGACCGGUUCAUGGGAGUUCCCCCAUCUGAUCGUGCCCGUUGACUCGGCCAACCCUGACAAGGCCUCCGGCACUUCCUACGACGGCAAUGUCUCCCCUACCGUCUCUUCCAUCUUCAACUUUGAUAUCCCCGCCGGUGAUGCUGGCAAGACCUGCCAGCUCGUCUUCCUGCUUCCCAAGAAGGAGGAUCUCGAGACCUCUGACUACAAGUUGAGCGGCUCGGGUGCCCUCGACUUUGUCUGGCUUAACGGCGUCGCCAACCUGCAGACUACCUACAACAAUGCUCCUGGUGCCAAGAUGGACCUCGGCACUGUGACCGUCGCUCCCGGAAACAGCUACGCCAUCGCCAACUUUGACUGUCCCGCCGGCCAGACUAUCAGCUUCGAGAUUAAGGAGGGUGGUGGCGCUGACACCAACCUGUGGUACUUCCAAGACUACAACCCGUCUCCCAUCGGUCUCUACAUCACCAAGUGUUAA